AUGCGCGACGCGAUCCUCGGUCCUGGCGAGUACACGUGCCGGCGCAUAUCGGUAGCCGGCGCAUGGGACGGCGUCGCCUUCGCCAAGGGCGUCUUUUCCAAGCGCCACGCGAUCAAGAGCUUGGUCAUGGCCAAGGUCGAGGCCAACAUUGGUCUGAGCGAUAUGGCCAGUGGCUGGGACGAGCUGCACGUGGGCCACCAGCUCGUGGCCGUCGACGGCAAGAGCGUUGACCACCUUUCAUCCUCGGAGCUUGCGCGCCUCUUGCUCGAUGCAACGGAGCUUACUCUCUUGAACGAAAAGCGCGGCCAGCUCGAGCGCGAGCUCAUGCUUAGCGUGCGUGGGUCAGUGCACUUUACGUCGGCCGUCGAGCUGCACGAGCGCAUGCAGCGUGCAGUGAAUUUGUUGCUAACGAACAAGCUCGACAUGGCCUUUGUCCUUCUCUCCGAGAUCCCGCCUGGCGCCGACGUCCUCGUGAGCGUCCUCAAGGCCGAGCUCCAAUUCGUACGCGCACUCGUGUCUCAAGAUGCACUCUGUACACAGAAAGCCAUUGAAGACGCUGCGAAGGCCGUUGCGAUCGCCGCCCAGUUCACAGAGCUGCCGCAGCGCUCGAUUGCGCGCAAACUUUGCUGCGACGCGGCGCUGGCAGAAGCGUAUGCGCUGACCGGCAUCGCGCACCUGCUCCAGCACGACGUCAACCCGGCCGUGACGGCGCUGCGCAAGAGCCUCACUCUCUAUACGUCGCUGCGCCAUGCGCUGACGACCGCGUCGGCGCGCCUGCCUCGCAGCACGUACACCGAUCUUCUCGGCCGCGCACGCUUUGGUCUUGGUGUCUUCCACCUCUUUAGCGCUGUUGUGCCGUCCGAGUUCCAAUGGAUUCUGCAGCUGCUCCAAGUCCGCGUCGACAUUCCAGAAGGUAUAAAGGCUCUCCACGCGGCGUGGUCGACGCCCAACUUGCGUGCGCCGUGGGCCGGCCUCGCACUGAUGAACGCAUCGCCCGCGCUGUUGCAACACCGGCUUCGCACCAAGUCGACAGCUACUUCAACAGCAUCAAAGACGGCGGCACUGGCGUGGACCGAUGACGAGCUGUCGUCGUCGUCCGCAUCACCGGCUUCGUCCGACGACGAAGGCGAUGCAUAUACAGCAACUAUGCACUGGCACGACCCAAAUGUCCAGCAGAAAACGCUGGAGCGGGUCGAGGCCGAGUGCUUGCGACGACAUCCAACGUGGGUCGUCUACCUCUGGAGUGCGAGCGUCGCGGCCCAGUGGCAAGACCCAUCCCGCGCGCUCGUCCUCGCUGUCCGCGCCGAGACAGCCGUCGGUGCGAAGGAGCGCAAGUACCAAUUGCAGCUCCACAAUGGGCACUUGAGCUUUCGUGUCCUUGCGAUCGAGCGCGCCACCUCGUAUUUCCAGACGAUCAUCACCCAGCACGCGCGCACCAAGGCCAUGGCGCCGACGCAGACGCAGCUCGAUGCGUGUGUGCACCUCGCAGCGUGCAUCGGUCUCGACGACCCGGUAGCUGUCAAGACGAUGCGGUCGCUGCUUCGCCAUGCGCUCUUCUUGAAGAAGGAGCCGAUCGACGACGACCUGGCGUUGCUACUCGACCGCGCGGCGUAUUAUGAACGCCUCCCGGACGCCCAUUUGCCGCUACUGGCCUUCGACUUGCUCUUUCUUACCUCGGACAAGCGACCCACGGGAUCGGAGACGGCACAGACGUGGAUGACGCGCACGUGUCCGGCGGUCGCGAGUCGCCCUGCGUCACGCAUCGCGCUCGAGACAGACGUGGCAAUGUGGUCGGUCGAUCACUGCUUGGAGACUCCAGACGACGUGCAUCUGCAGCUGGAUGCGUGGACGCUCUACGGUCUACUGCUGUUGCAAGACCCUUUGACGCGAAGCGACGCGCUGCAGUGCUUUGCGUCCGUCGUCGCUCUCAGCAACAUUUGGCCCGACAUCCCGACACCGUGCGUGGCAGCAGCGGCGUUCUACCUUGCAAAGGACCUCGUGCACGUCGCGUUGCCGUCAGCUCUGGAGGUCCUCCGACACGGCGCGUCGUACUACGGUGGUGAGAAACAGGGUCGUCUUCUGACGGCCAUGUACCAACGCCGCAUCAAGAUGCUCGAGUCUGUCCUGCGUCAUCGCUCGAGCAGUGCCGCGGCGCGAUAGAGGAGCUUCAGAACACCCACCCAUUUUUAAUAUCGACUCUUCUUCUAGC
Molecule: messenger RNA, 2209 nt
Organism: Saprolegnia parasitica CBS 223.65
Lineage: Eukaryota; Oomycota; Saprolegniomycetes; Saprolegniales; Saprolegniaceae
Exons: 4
Coding region: 1-2160 (719 amino acids)
Source: RefSeq, a predicted model, not a curated record